This is a messenger RNA of Oryza sativa Japonica Group (Japanese rice), 5619 nucleotides long. Lineage: Eukaryota; Viridiplantae; Streptophyta; Magnoliopsida; Poales; Poaceae. The record is from RefSeq and is a predicted model, not a curated record.
UUUCCGGUCAGCAGCAGCAGCAGCAGCGGCGGCGACCGACGGAUGUGGGGGGAGGGGCGGCGAUGAGGAGCGUGGGGUACGUCGGGAAGCACCGCCUCUCCGCCGCCAUCGCCCGCCUCGACCAGGAGCUCCAGUCGCUGCAGUUAGUGGAAAACAAGCUAUGCGCAGAGAGAACUACAUACAUUGGCAAGAAGAAAAUUCAGUUUCCCUUAAUAUUCUGCAUCAUAGACAGGUUGGAUAGAUUAUUGUGCAAUGCAAGAUUCUUCAAGAAUCUCUCCAGGCUGCAUUCGUAUUAAAGUAUAUGUGCAUUUGACACAGGAUGAACUGAACGAGCUUGAAACCAUGGAACCGGCAUCUGCUGCAUGCCAAGGAGUGAUCACAAGUACAGAGGGAAAAUCCGACCCGCUUCUUCCUCACCAUUGGUCCAGAGAACGCUUCUUGGGAGAGAUGGUUUCAGCGCGUGCGUAGCUCUCGCAGUAACAAAUGGUGGGCAUCCAAAGGCUCAGAUUUUUCCUAGCCCCCUCCUGCAAAGAUGAGACUACCAGCUUUGUGCAGAUUAAAAUCACCUGAACUGUAUCAUCCACGGAUGGCUUGGCAGCCAACAAGAACACAACGUCGCUUGCCGCCUUGCGGGCUGUCUAGUUCUUCUCAGGACACGCAAUAGUUUUUGGAGAGAAUUGCUAUUGUUGUUAAUGUAUGUAAUCCCUAACACGAACAUGGACGAAUGUACCGACAUUAUCUUCCAGAGCUCUUGAUUAGCUCUGCUUGAUUGAUUCUAAUGCUUUCCUGCAAUGCCAUGCAAAACAUUCAGAUUGCGAUGCACAAUAUGUCCAUGGAAAGGAUCUGGGAAGAAAAAAAAAUAACACCAGGUUCUGACCUUUGACGCUCAGAAUUUUACAUGUGCUGUGCUGUUAAUCUUCAGUCACUGGCCAGCUGUUUAUGCAGGUUAUCAACUUAUCAUGCAGGUUUAGUCUCGACUCUGAAAUAGAGUUGCCGUGGUUGUGAACAAAAUGGACGGCAAAUCAGCUACUCCGUCCUGAAAUAUAAACAUUUUUAAAAUAGUGUUAAGUCAAAUAUUUUUAAUAACAAAAAUAUAGAAAAGAUUAAUCAUCAUUAAACACAGUAUCAUAAUAUACAACUCUUUUUAUUUAAAGCUUUUUACUUUUAAACAUAUUAUUAGUCAAAGUUUCAUUUCGAAAACUAUGCUAAAUUCAAAAAUAAUUAUAUUUUGGGACGGAGAUAGAACUCGCUACUCAGCACCGCCACCCAGCCCAGCCAUCUCCUCUGCUCUCUCUGCCAUGGCUUCCACCGUCGCCUUCUCCGUGUCGCCAAUUGUCCGCCGCCUGCACUGCAGGAGGCCGGGGAGGGGAGGACUCGGAGGAGCACUUCUAUGCCCGUCCCGAGAACCAAGGCCGUGGCCCGAACGCCGCGGCGGCGUCCGUGCAGACCAAGGCCGGAAAAGAUCACCGACGAGCGCGGAGUGGCCGCCCGGCUGCCGUUCCCGACGCCGCGGGCACCGGAGAUCGAUCAGGCCUGGCAUGCUCCCCCAUAGAAGCAUUGGAUUCGCAAAGGGGGAGAAAUCUCUUGCUGUCUUCGUAAUGGACAGCAAGGACCUCAGAGAAACAUACAAGCAAGGUGAAGGUUCCCAAGAUGAUGUCCUCAAUUGCUGUAGCAGCAGCUAGCGCUGGGCUACGAGGACUAGCACAGCCCAUCAUCGGCAAUCUCAGCAGUUUUGCAUCUCGCUACGUUGGAGUGGACAUGGCACGUGAGAUGGUAGACCUGGAGACCAUCAUCCUUCCCCAGCUCAACCUGAUCAUUGCAUCUGCCGAGAGCCAACCUCAGCAUGUGAAUAACAUAGUGCAGAAAUGUCUGCAAAGACUCAAGGUAGAGCUGUCUCAAGCUGAAGACCUGCUUGAUGAACAUGAGUACGAUCUUCUCAAACACAGGAUGAAACAGAAGAAAUUAUCUGUGUUUUCUGUACAUGGUCAGUGCCAGGGUCCUAUUUCAAAUCCUUUUAUUUGGGUUCUCAGUAAUAUAUCUAGCUUAUCCCCUCACAACACUAAGAUGUUGAAUCAUUUGAAAGAGGUCAAGAGCAUUUUAGAAAAAGCAAAAAAUUUCCUUGGUGUUCUUUCAGUUGCAACACAAGUGAGUGCUGACACUGCAGGAAGCAGGGUUAUUCAAGACACAACAACCUUUCGUGAGGAAAAGGUUUUUGGACGUGACAAAGAUCGAGAUUCUAUAAUCAACCUCUUAUUUGAUCCUGCCAUGGUUGGAGGAGGAAAUUCCAAUAUAAAAGGCUACAGUAGCAUCGCAAUUGUUGGAGCUGGAGGCGCAGGUAAAACUACUCUUUUGCAAUAUAUCUGCUCUGAUGAUAGAGUACAGAACAAUUUCCAUGUUAUUUGGGUAUGUAUGUCACACAAGCUUGAUAUUCGCAAGCAUACGACAGAGGUUAUUGAGUCUCUGGCCACUGAGGAAACUCCUAAGAUACAAAAUCUCGAUACUCUUCAAAGAAAACUCAAGAAUUUGCUCCUGGAAAAAAGGGAAAAGGAAUUAUUACUUGUACUGGAUGAUGUUUGGUUUGAACAAAGGCACCAUAGUGAGUGGGAACAAUUUCUGGCACCACUCAUCUCGGCUGAAUUUAACAAGGGCAUCAGGAUUCUUGUUUCUAGUCGUUCCAAAGAACUUCCUUCAGUUCUAAACUGCAGGAAAACAGUUUCUUUAGAGGACAUAGAGGAGAAUGAUUUCCUAACAUUUUUCAGGUACUAUUCCCUUGGUCAUGUCCUGAUAGGGAACGAAGAACUAGAAGAGGAACUACAAGGAAUCGGAGAUGAUAUUGCCAAGAAGCUCCGACGGUCCCCUCUUGAAGCAAAAGCUGUAGCAUCUCGGUUGAGCAGAAUGUUAGAUGUUGAAAUCUGGAAGCAUGCACGGGAUAGCAAACAACUGGAUGGGAACAUAAUGGAAAAUCUACUGUGGAGCUACCAGCGUCUUGACCCACAGGUGCAAAGGUGCUUCUUGUACUGCAGUAUAUUCCCAAAAGGAUACAUGUUUCACAUUGAUGAGAUUAUCUUACUCUGGGAAGCAGAAGGCUUCGUGAGUUCUAAUGGCCGUUCGGAGAGAGCAGAGGGAAUUACCAGACAGUACUUUUACGAGCUGUCGUUAUCUGGUUUUUUCGGCAAGCAAUCACAUGGGAAAGACAGUCAUGUUGGGUAUAGAAUGCAUGACCUCUUUCAUGAUUUAGCAGAAAAUCUUUCUAUAGAUGAUGGCUACAGGAUAGAGACUGAAGAAAAUACUGAAAUACCACAAUUUGUCCGGCAUAUAUCUAUCUCUGUCCCCAGUCUUGAGAGGCAUGCUGCAAGCAUUUGCAAGCUUGAACAGCUUCACACGCUGAUCUUUUUCAACCCUGUAGCAGAUAUUGGCAAAUUUCUCAAGCCAAUGCUGAAGAAGCUGAAGAAACUCCGUGUGCUGUCCCUCUGCUUUUUCAGCAGUUACACACUACCAAAGCACAUAGGCAAGUUGAAGCAUCUCAGAUACUUGAAUCUGGAAAGGACGUCCAUUUCCAAGUUGCCAAAAUCUUCGUGCAAACUAUACCACUUGCUAGUACUCAAAAUGAACAAAAAGGUGCCCAAAACAUUGCCAAAGAAAGCAAACAAUCUCAUCAGUUUGAGGCGCAUCAACGGCCCUUUGAAAGACGUAUGUAAUGUCGGGAUGCUUACUUCUCUUGAAGAUAUGAAAGAAUUCCAAGUGAAGAAAGAGAAGGGAUAUGAAAUAGGUCAGCUAGGCAGCCUGACCAAACUUCGAGGACAUCUCCAUAUCAUGAAUCUUGAGAAUGUGCAAAAUAGGAAUGCGGCAAAGGAUGCAAAGCUCCAAGAAAAAGCCAAUCUUGAUGCAUUGCGGUUGGUGUGGAACCAUGACACAUACAAGAACAACAAUGUUGACUUGGAGGUACUCGAGGGACUUGAGCCUUCUUCAAGACUGAAUGAACUUGCAAUAGAAGGUUACAGAUCCACUUCAUACCCAAAGUGGUUAAGCGGUUGCUCUCAAAGUUUGAGGUCUCUUGAGCUCUUGAACUGUACCUUUCUAGAGAACCUCCCAUCCAAUCUUCAAUGCUUCGCCCGCUGCCGUAGUCUAGCUCUUCUGAAUCUCACAGGGCUCAAGAGGCUGUCACCUCUCCCAGAAAAUCUCACAAGUUUAAAAUUCGGUGGAUGCUCGUCACUCUGCUUCAUUUCAAAGGAGGAAGAAGAACAUGGAGUAAACCCGGCCAGGGAGAAAGCUUUGCAGCCUCUGACGAGCUCUACCGAGCUGGAAACACUUACUGAAAUCCUAAGACUGGAUGGGUCAGAACUGGAGCAGUUUCAGGCAUGCUUCCAGGAGCUCCAGUAUCCAGUAAGCACAAUUUCUGCCAGACGCCGUGAUGUUGCGCAACUGGUCCUGCCAUUAACGCUCCGGAGGCUCGAGCUAUCAAGCUGCAACAUCACAGAUCAGGCCUUGUCUGAAUGCCUGCGAAGCCUCACCUCUCUGAAAGACCUGGCACUGUUGCAUAUCACCACCUUAUCUGCACUCCCGUCAAAGCAGGUUAUGGAGAAUUUGUCCAUGCUUUCAUCGGUGGGCAUAACUUCAUGCCGGUCUCUCUGCUCCGUGGCUGGCUUGGGAGCCAUUGCUUCACUUGAGAAGUUCGCAAUAAGCUUCUGUCCCUCACUAGAGCUCUCGGACCGCCGCAUCCUUCCCUCCCAGCUGAAGGAGGUCACGGUUCGUGGCUGCACGAUCCAUGAUGGUUUUCUGCAUGAUGAUCUACCAUUUCUGGUCAACCUUGAGAUAUCCAAAUGCAGAACCCCCUCGGUUCUACAAGUCGGUGCAUGGCCUUCUCUCAAAUGCCUGAAGCUGUGUGAUUGCCUGGAUGUUUGCUUCCUAGUAGGGUUACCUGCUCUGGAGUCACUCCAAGAAGUGCAGUUGGUGCUCCCAAACCUUGGAGCUGAUUCUUUUACCGGAUGCAAAGGGAACUGGAGAUCACUCCGAGUUAGGACAUCAUCUCUGCUCCAUGAUUUGUCUGAACUAGAGGGCUUUGCGCCCCCGAUGCUGCUGACAAUUGAGGGUUGCCAAGAGCCAGACUUCUCGUUGGAGGGCAUUCAAAAUCUCUCAUCAAUCAUCGGCCUGAGUUUCAUGAACUGCAAAGUCCAAUCCAUUUCAGCAAUGAAAGACCUCGCGUCUUUGGAGACUCUUGCCUUCUUUGACUGCCCAUUGCUGAUUUCAUUGCCUGAACUGCCUCCAUCAGUUCAAUAUCUGGACAUAAUUGGCUGCCAAAUCCUGGAGAAGAGUUGCCGAUCCCGUCGUGGGGAAGACCGGCGAAAGAUUUCUCAGAUCCCUCACGUGGUAAUGUAUGAGUAAUGGUGAUGCUUGGAACGCUGCGAGCAUUCUGCAAGGUUGCAAUUGGUGUUCACUUGUUUAUCCUAGAUAUCCUGCAAGGUUACUUGGAGAAAUGAACUUUUCACCAAUUACACUCGCAGAUAGAUUUAGUGAUUUUUUGAAAGAUUAACUGUAAGAUUUCGUCCUUCAGUAGAUAGAUACCCCUCUAUGAAUAUUGUCAAAAUCAGUGAGUGAAUUGGGGAUUUAACUGUUGAUCCA